This is a messenger RNA of Anopheles marshallii, 1575 nucleotides long. RefSeq names its product UDP-glycosyltransferase UGT5-like. Bases 1 to 1575 code for a protein of 524 amino acids. Lineage: Eukaryota; Metazoa; Arthropoda; Insecta; Diptera; Culicidae. The record is from RefSeq and is a predicted model, not a curated record. The transcript is spliced from 3 exons. Gene Ontology annotation, molecular function: UDP-glycosyltransferase activity.
AUGAAGUUGUUUAUAAUCGUGAUCGUCAGUGUUGCGCUCGCAGGGACGACUACACGGGUGGAAUGUGCCAACGUUCUCGUGCUAAUGAGUGUUGUGUCACAGAGUCAUUUCAUAUGGAUACGACCUAUAGUAAAUCGAUUGGCAGAGGUAGGUCACAACGUUACAGUGCUCUCGGUCAACGUUGACACCCGAGCUCCGAAAAACGUCACCUACAUUCAUCUAGAAAACAGCUACAACACCCUGUACGGUAAUGGGACGCUAGCCCGGAACGACAUUCUAAAGCGAUCGAAUGAAUCGCCAAUGGCAGCUACCAUGUCCUUUUAUCGGUUUGGAUUGCUUGGCUGUGAGGGUGCCGUAACCUCAAAAGGCCUGCAAAAGAUACUUCAAUACCCUUCAGACUUCCGGUUCGAUCUCGUGAUCUACGACUUCACCUGUGGUCCAUGUCUGCUUGGAUUGCUUCACAAAUUCCACUACCCACCGCUAAUCAGCGUCACCGGAUUCGGAGUACCUCAGUUUACUGAGCGUCUUGUUGGUGGACAUAAAGAUACCUCCUACAUACCUCAUUUCACGCAGCUCACCGACAAUCCGAUGCCAUUUAUCCAACGUUUCUCGAACACACUGCUUCAUCUGUUUGAUGCAAUCUACCGGCAGUUUGUCUUUUUGCCACAAAUGACACGCAUAGCCCAACAAGCGUUCGAUUUUCCACUGCCCGAUCUGGCCGAACUGGAGCAAAGGACACUCAUAAUGCUUACCAAUUCCAAUCCCGCACUCGACCCACCUGAAAGCAUGCCGCCGAACGUGAUUCCUGUCGGUGGACUCCAAAUUAUCGAUCCGAAACCUUUGCCACCAGAGCUGGACGCUUUCAUUAGGAACGCACCGAAGGGCGCAGUGCUGUUCGCGAUGGGAACUAACUUUAAAAGCAAAAUGUUUACCACCGAACGACAAGCAAUGUUUCUGGAAGCGUUCGCACGCUUUCCGGAGUACCACAUCCUGUGGAAGUUUGAUGACGUUCAGCUUCCGAGACAGGCGAGCUCCAAUGUGAUGGUACGACAAUGGUUGCCGCAGAAUGAUAUUCUCGCACAGCCUCGUCUGAAGGCGUUCAUUACACACUGUGGACUUAUGAGCACACAGGAGGCAACGUAUUAUGCUGUCCCGAUGAUUGGAAUUCCAAUAUACGUCGAUCAGCAUCUUAACCUCCAUCGUUCCAUACAGGCAGGUGGUGGAGUUCACCUAGACUUAGCAAACCUCUCCACCGCUGGCAUAGUGGCGGCCUUGAAGAAAGUUCUUGAAAACGAGUCAUAUCAACUGGCGAUCAAUAGACGUUCGGCUUUAUUUCGUGAUCAGCCCGAAAAACCACUCGAACGCGCCAUCUGGUGGAUAGAGUGGGCACUAAGACACCCGCACGAAGAUCGACUUCGCUCAAGAACGGUUGAGAUGGGUAAAUUUGUUGCCAACGGGUACGAUGUGGCCGCAUGUGUAUUGCUGCUUGUCGGAGGUCUAUUCAUAGCGAUUUGGAAAAUGUUGUCACAAGUGUGUCAUCAACCCAGCAUGAAACAAAAGGCAAAACUACAAUAA